Myiozetetes cayanensis is the source of this 2408-nucleotide messenger RNA. Its product is annotated as zinc finger protein 316-like. Gene Ontology annotation, molecular function: RNA polymerase II transcription regulatory region sequence-specific DNA binding; DNA-binding transcription factor activity, RNA polymerase II-specific. The record is from RefSeq and is a predicted model, not a curated record. Gene Ontology annotation, biological process: regulation of transcription by RNA polymerase II. NCBI's taxonomy places the organism in Eukaryota, Metazoa, Chordata, Aves, Passeriformes, Tyrannidae. Gene Ontology annotation, cellular component: nucleus. The transcript has 4 exons. Bases 20 to 2011 code for a protein of 663 amino acids.
CAUCGGGCCCCGCCCGGAGAUGCAGAGGGGGGUGCCUCCCGAGGUGUCUUUCGAGGAGGUGGCCAUUUACUUCUCCCCCGAGGAGUGGGCAGAGCUCCUGCCCUGGCAGCGGGCGCUGUACCGGGAGGUCAUGGCUGACAACUAUGACCUGGUGGCCAGUCUGGACUCUGAGUCCAAGUUCAUCCACAUGAAGGAGGAGUCGCCCAGGGAGGUCCCCUGUGCUGGGGGGGACAGCGGAGCCUCUGAAGUCUCCAGCACUGGCGCCCAGGAUGGUUCUGCCAGCGAGGAGGAUGAUGACGGCAGACACUGGGAAUUAGUGUUCGGUGCCCCCCGCUCCGGCUGGCGUGGCACCACCCCGGGGGGCUGCGCCAGGGACCCCCCCCGGGAGGAGCCGAGGCCGCCCCCGCGUGACAGGCUCGGGCUGAGCUGCGGGGCCGCGCCGGGGGCGCCCCGGGCCGAGCCCCCCGCCCCGGGCCCGCCGUUCCUGUGCGGGACCUGCGGCAAAGCCUUCCGGCACCGCCGCAACCUCCUCACGCACAAGAGGCUGCGCGGGGGGAACCGGGCCCGGCACGGCUGCUCCGAGUGCGGCCGCGCCUUCUGCCUGCGCGGGGACCUGCUGCGGCACCGCGGCUCCCACCGCGGGCUGCCCCCCUGCCCCCGCUGUCCCCAGGGAUGCUGCGGGCACCGCGCGGCGCCGGGCGAGGAGCGGCCCUUCGUGUGCGGGCGCUGCGGGCGCGACUUCGCCUGGAGGGAGAGCCUGGAGCUGCACCUGCGGGACCACCGCCCCCCCGAGCGCGCCCAUCCCUGCCCCGAGUGCGGCCGCGCCUUCCGCAGCCGCGGCCACCUGCGGCUGCACCGCCGCGCCCACACCGGGCACCGGCCCUUCCCCUGCGCCCGCUGCGGCCGCGCCUUCGCCUCGCAGGCCAACCUCAGCACGCACCGACGGCUGCGCCGCCGCUGCCGCCCCCCCGCCCGCGGGGACCCCCGCCCCGAGGAGAGCAGGGACCCCCGGGGGGAGAGGGACCCCCACGAGGGUGGGAACAGGGAUCCCUGCAGGGAGGAGAGCAGGGACCCCCAAAAGGAUGAGAACAGGGAUCACCAUGGGGAUGGGAACAGGGAUCCCUGCAGGGAGGAGAACAGGGACCUCCACGGGGAGAGGGACCCCCAAAAGGAUGAGAACAGGAAUCACCAUGGGGAUGGGAACAGGGAUCCCUGCAGGGAGGAGAACAGGGAUCACCAUGGGGAUGGGAACAGGGAUCCCUGCAGGGAGGAGAACAGGGAUCACCAUGGGGAUGGGAAAAGGGAACCCUGCAGGGAGGAGAACAGGGACCCCCAGGGAGAUGGGAAAAGGGACCCCCACAGGGAGAGGUACCCCCAAAGGGAUGAGAACAGGGACCCCUUCAAGGAGGAGAACAGGGACCCCCAUGGGGAUGGGAACAGGGAUCCCUGCAGGGAGGAGAACAGGGACCCCCAGGGGGAGAGGGACGCCCAUGAGGGUGGGAACAGGGACCCCUCUGGGGAGAGGGACCCCCACAGGGAGGAGAGCAGGGACCCCCAUGGGGAGAGGGACGCCCAUGAGGGUGGGAACAGGGACCCCUCUGGGGAGAGGGACCCCCACAGGGAGGGGAACAGGGACCUCCAUGGGGAGAGGGACCCCCACGAGGGUGGGAACAGGGACCCCUCUGGGGAGAGGGACCCCCACAGGGAGGGGAACAGGGACCUCCAUGGGGAGAGGGACACCCACAGGGACAGAGAUCCCCUCGGGGACCAGGACACACGUGGGGAUGGGGACUGCCAUGGGGACAGGGACCCCUUCAGGAAUGAGGACCUCCUCAGGGACAAGGGUACCCUUGUGAGAUGGGGACACCUUCCAGGACAGGACCUCCCUUGGGGACAGGGACUCUCUCGGGGAUGGGGACCUGCUCAGGGAUGGGAACCUCCUCAGGGACAGUGUCACCCUUGGGGACAAGGACCCCCUCAGGGAUGGGAACCCCCUUGGGGCUGGGGGUGACCCAGGGGGUGCCCAGCAGUGGCCACAGGAUGGGAUUGUCCCGGUGCUCCCACGGACGUGACGCUGCUGGUGCCGCGGCCCAUCCCAGACACCUCAGAGCCAUGAGCACCUGGGGACCCCUGGAACCCCUGAGGGGCUUCUCUGCGUCCCUUUGGACCCUGAGGUAUCUUCAGGCCAUAGAAAAUCCCCCUGGGUUGUGUCUCCAUGUUCCCUUUGGUCAUUGAAGUGCCUCCAGAACUUGGAAUGUCCCUCCAGGGCACUUCCCAGUGCUCCCAGUCCCACCAGUGCCCUGCCCUGGGUCUGUGUUUAAAGCUGGGAGUUUCUUUAAGUCUGUUUAUUCUGAUCAUUGUCAUUUAUUUAUUAUUUUCUAUUUUAUUAAAUUCUAUUUGUAUUAUUC